AUGGCCGGCGACGAUCGAGGCGUUGAGGCGGCAAUGAGAGUCGGGGAUCGUGGCGUUGAGGUGGACUCGGCCGGCGGCGAUCGAGUGGUUGAGACGGCGACGGCGUUCAGCGAUCGAGUUUCUGAGACGGCGACGGCGUUCAGCGAUCGAGGAAAGGCUCCGAUUUCACCAGAGUGGCGAAACGGUGAUUGGAUUGACAAUAUGCUUAGUUCAGAUCGAGUGAUGAGUUAUGUCGUUGAUGAUUCCGUCUUGAUGAAUGCGGAAUGUAAUGGUAGAAAAUCCAUCGAACAACCUUACUGUGCCAGUAAAUUAACGCAAGGUCACAGUUCUAUUGUAGAUCAGCUGGAAUCAGUUGUCUGUUGA
Oldenlandia corymbosa var. corymbosa is the source of this 363-nucleotide messenger RNA. Lineage: Eukaryota; Viridiplantae; Streptophyta; Magnoliopsida; Gentianales; Rubiaceae. The record is from the annotation of a GenBank genome assembly.